UUGUUUUGAUGGAGAGAAGCAGUAGGGUAAUAUCGAAAUAAUUAUGUUGCCUCCUCGUUAAUUUGCUUUGUGGGGUUCUUCGUUAGUCACGUCACUCUCACGCGACCAGCAAAAUCAAAUAGCAUCACUCAUUGAUCAUCCCUCCAGUGAUGUCAAGGCACUAGUGUUAAAGUGUUGGGUGAAAGUGGCCAAGAAAUUUUCAUCAGAGUUUGUUACUCAAUGUCUUAAAGAAACUGUUGAGGUUGUAUAUUCUCCUAGUCAUACCCUCCGGAUGGAGUACUUGAAUCUGAUUGGUCGCUUAAGCCACAGAGCCCCCAGUCAUGAAGCUCUGUUGCUCUUGAUUACUGAGUUUUGUAAUGACAUUGAUCCAAGAGUCCGUAGAGAAGCAAUGAAAGCACUAUUACAGAUGAUGGAAGAGGGUGUGUCCAUUGGUGUGUCUAUAUACAAUAAGGCGUGUGAGUUAUUGAAUGAUGAUGAUGAAUCUGUUCGCUACAUUUCUAUCAAGCUAGUUCAUUCAUUAGGACUCUCAUUGAAGGAAAGUACCAUACCUCAUUCAAAGGACCCCAGUGUUACUCUAUCAUUGGAGGAUGAUGCAUUCAUAAAGACGUGUGGUAUGGUAACUGAUGGAUCCCUUCAGGUACGCUGUCUCUCUGCUUCUCUCCUUGGGCAGUUCACUAGCGUCAGUGAAAGGUUUCUACUCCAGAAUCUGGACAAGAAGCUAAUGUCUCACCUUCGUUAUGUGAAGAGUGAUCAUGAUAGAGCCCGUGAGCUCCACACUCAAGGGUCAUGGGACACUGGUCAACGGUGGGGAGGGGGCCCUACUAAAAUGAACCUGGACCCAUCUGAAGUUACUCUAAUGAGUUCAGGUUCAUGUGGUGCUUUUGUUCAUUGUACUGAGGAUGAGUUCAUGGAGGUCAGAUCUGCUGCUAUACAGUCAAUGGGUCAGCUGAGUGGGAGGAGCUCUGAGUUUGGCCACGCCUCUCUUGACUUCCUUAUAGACAUGAUCAAUGAUGAGAUACAGUCUGUGAGACUACUGGCUCUUAAAACACUCAGAAAAUUAAGUUAUUUUUUAAUUGUAUUAUUAGUAAAAUGUUUUCUGAUCCAUGUGCAUGUAAAUGUUGUGCAGAGAGUUUAAAUUGGAUUUUUUGACUAUUUAAAGUUUAGCCUUACUGUAUGGUUUUAAGCUUAUACCGUGUAUGAUGGUAUGGUAUACAUGCAAUCAUUACAAUGUACAGUACAUAAUUUUUUUGCUUAUUUAGUGAUUUU
This is a messenger RNA of Amphimedon queenslandica, 1266 nucleotides long. Its product is annotated as integrator complex subunit 4-like. The coding region runs from base 272 to 1135 and encodes 287 amino acids. Gene Ontology annotation, biological process: snRNA processing. The record is from RefSeq and is a predicted model, not a curated record. The transcript is spliced from 7 exons. Gene Ontology annotation, cellular component: integrator complex. NCBI's taxonomy places the organism in Eukaryota, Metazoa, Porifera, Demospongiae, Haplosclerida, Niphatidae.